Messenger RNA from Callorhinus ursinus (northern fur seal), 4766 nucleotides. NCBI's taxonomy places the organism in Eukaryota, Metazoa, Chordata, Mammalia, Carnivora, Otariidae. The record is from RefSeq and is a predicted model, not a curated record.
AAUGACCACUUGCUUUAUAGCAACCGGUCUCAAAUUUAUUUCACCUUGGAGUCUCAUGAGGACGCACUGCAUGAUGCAGAAAUAGCAUGUAAGCUCCGCCCAAUGGGUUUUAAGGCACACUUCAGAAAAGCACAAGCCUUAGCCACCUUAGGCAAGGUGGAGGAAGCACUAAGGGAGUUUCUAUAUUGUGUGUCCCUCGAUGGAAAGAACAAAAGAGCAAGAUCUGAAGCCCAGAGGCUUCUCCUUAGUUUCUUUUCACCAUCAGUCCCGGGGGACUCUCAGGAACAUUUUCCCGAUAUCCUGAAGUUGUUGGCACCUCACCCUAGAUUAAAGGAACACGUAGAAUCAAUGGCUACUGAAGGCACCAGUCAUAAUCUACCAAAGUUGUCACAGGAAAAGCCGGAGCUCCCACACUGUUCUAGUCAGGAGGAAGCGGCGGCAGGGGGAGACCGCAGCAGCCUGGCAAACCCAGUUAAAGUAGAGGGGGAGGGGCAGCGAGGCGACCAGAAAGGCCAGGCAAGAGACAAGGAGAAGGGGGACGCUGCCUCCGCCAAGGCUGGCAAAUGCCAAGAAAAGAAAAGGAAGCAUUGUCAAAUUGGAACCCAAGACCCAGAGGUGCCUACUAAAGCCUUGAAGCCAGAUCCUCAGGCUGAGCAGCGGGCGGAGGCUGCUGUCAGUGUUCCACUGCCAUCCUCUGUGGAUGCGUCUGACCUUGAAUGUGCCCUAUGUAUGAGAUUAUUCUAUGAGCCAGUCACCACACCUUGUGGGCAUACAUUUUGUUUAAAAUGCCUUGAAAGAUGCCUAGACCACAACGCCAAGUGUCCGUUGUGCAAAGACGGUCUCGCACAGUGCUUGGCAUCCAGAAAAUAUAGCAAAAAUGUCAUAAUGGAAGAGCUAAUAGCUAAAUUCCUUCCAGAAGAACUCAAGGAACGAAGGCGGCUUUAUGAAGAAGAAAUGGAAGAACUUUCUAACUUAAAUAAGAACGUGCCUAUUUUCGUGUGUACUAUGGCCUAUCCCACCGUUCCUUGUCCUCUGCACAUCUUUGAGCCUUGUUACCGUCUGAUGAUUCGUAGAUGCAUUGAGACAGGCACAAGGCAGUUUGGCAUGUGCCUUGGAGAUACUGUCAAAGGCAGGUUCGCGGAAUACGGCUGCAUCCUGGAGAUCAGAAAUGUUCAGUUCUUUGCUGAUGGCCGCUCAGUGGUGGACAGCAUAGGCAAGAGGCGCUUUAAGGUCCUCCAUCAGGGCCAUCGAGAUGGUUACAAUACAGCCGAUAUUGAAUACAUUGAAGACCAAAAGGUUCAAGGAGACGAUUAUGCUGAGCUCAUGGGAUUACAUAAUUGUGUCUAUGAGCAAGCGUCAUCAUGGUUUCAUUCGCUCAAAUCAUCUCUGAAGAAUCGGAUACUCAGUCACUUUGGUCCAAUGCCAGAGAAAGAUGCUGAUCCCCAGCAGCAGCAACAACAACAACAACAACAAAAAAAAAAUCAUCCAGUUUGAUCCAGUCAGGGCUGCAGCCCCAGUGGUCCCAUUAAUAAGAAUGUUCUAAGCCUCGGGAGGAGAUUUCUCAGAAACAGCCGCAAGUAUUAACAUCAGCUUAAAUAUCUUUGUUAAUGGCCCUGGGAAAGAAAGUUUAGAAUGUGUCAAUUUCAUAUUCAGAACUAAAAAUAGGAGGGAGAGCCUGUUACAGCUCACAGUGAGGGACAAAAAAGAAUUCAAAUGAAGCUAUCAGGCACAGAGAAGCCAAGAAGGCAGCAGGGUUUGAGGAGAAUCAGGCGAACCAAUUUGGAGGCAAAUAGUCCCACAUGUAGGUGGUCUGACCAGAAUGGGGUUCUGUAUAGUCCUAAACCAAUCUUCUGAAAGUUGUGAGCCGAGAGCUCAUUUCAGGCUUUGUAGGAAAUAAGUCGCCAGUGUCUAAAACGUGUGCCUGAGAAGCUGCUCACAAACAGAAUUUCGGUGAAGGAGUCAUGUGGGACGGGAAAGGUCUUUAUUAAAAAGGAAACCUGGGGACCAAAUACAUUUCUAAUGUGAAUGUGUUCUCUAAUUGGAAUUUUUGCCAAGUGGGAUUGCUGUGCUUUGGGGCUGUGGAUCAUAGGCUUCGGUUUCCGAGGAGAAGCUCGCUGUGGCCAUAUGUACCUGGCAUAUGUGGACUAUAUUGCCUUCAACCAGAAGCAGAGAAAUAAAGGGAGUUAAGAGACAUGCCGAGCCCAAGGGAUCAUGGGAAUUGAAUGCCCACAUGUGGUAUGUGUCAGUCCAAAGAACCUAAACAGAAUCUUCGAAAUGGAACAGACUGAGUAGCGGAUAUUCUAGCUCACAGAAUCACACUGGCUAGCAGGUAUAGGGUAUCUGUUAGGAUAUUGAUUGGUUUGCUUUGACAACUGCUAAAAAUAACUGUAGCUUGAACCACAUUAUUAGAGGGCUAAGGCAGCUCUGUUCCAUGAGAUCAUUCAGGGAUCCAGUCUCCUUCCUCACAAAGCUCUACCAUCCUUAGAAUGUUGCCCCGUCUUCCUGAUAGAAGAAGGCUGAUCAUCACCAUGUUCACGCUCUAGCUGGGGAGAAGAGAGCAAGAGUAAGGCAGAGGGCACACGCCCUGUUCCUGGCGCAUGACCCAGAAGUUACACGUAGAACUUCCCUUUAUAUCUCCUUAGCCAGAACUCUGUCUUGUGGACUCCCCUUGCUGCAAUGCAGCCUGUUUUCUGGGUGGCUACAUGCCCGGCUCAGAUAAGGGGAAGUAGACCUGGGGGUAAUUAGCAGCGUCUGCCGUACACAGAAGCAGCUCCACCUGGGACGUUUACCUUGUGGCUUGGGAAACCUGCAGCCUGAUCUCCCUUCUGUGGGAAUAGGAUGAACCCAUUGUGUUUCUCUGUUGUAGGUUAACCCAAAUGGUCCAGCCUGGUGCUGGUGGACGUUAGCGGUUCUUCCACUGGAAAGCCGAGCUCAGCUCCCAUUCCUUGCAAUGAGGUCCUUAAAGGACAGACUGAACGGUAUUCGGAGAGUGCUGGCCUUUAUAUCCCGAAACCAAAACUAGUGAGAGGGGGUUGCCGAAGAGGAGCCGCCACCCUCCCCACCGCCCCUGGGGGAGUCAUCUUGUAAAUAUAUCUAAUUGCAAUAACAUCUUAACAGAAGGAAGUAUCAAACAGGCCUUUCCCUGCUGUUGAUCACAGAGAGAAAAUGUGUAGAAAGACCAAAAGCAUGGGACCUGUUUGAAACUUUCUGUCUUAAGAUGCUUCUUGACAUGCUGCACAACUACAUGCUCAGCAGAGGUGUUUAAAAGCCCAGAAGAAAAAAAUUAAUUUGAUUUCGACAUAAACUUUCCUGAAAGUUUAAAGUGGUUUUGCUUUAAUUUUCUUUCUUGCAUAGUUAAGUGUGUGGUUGAAAUGUGAAGCACAGAUGCUAAUAAUGUUGCUGCGUUAUUUCACUGACUUGAGUUCUCAUUCCAAAUGGUUCAGGUUUUAUACAGUAUUGUGUAAAAUAAUGUUCAUCCUACAUUCUGUUUUAAUAAUUUAUUUUUUUUGCACUACUGUAUCCUUUUUUUCUACAUGUAUGUUUGUAACUAUUUAAGUGUAUGUUACUGAAAUGCCAGUUGCUUUAUUUAUUAACGUGGUUUACCAUGUACCUAGGGGGAAGUAACAGUACUAGAAAUGUGCCAUUUUUGCUUUAAUCACACUUUACUAUGUUUCUCGAACCAGCUCUCGAACCAUGUUCAUAUCUACCCCAUUGGAUGCUUAAAGGAAGUUCAGAGUCACGCUGAGACUGCUGAUCUUCACAGGUUCCAUUUGGCUUUCAGUCUGAAUUCAACAAUAUAAGAUACGCAAGGGAUUUGGCAUACAUUAUGGAAUAAGCCAGGGUAAGGUAAAAUACUCCAUUUUCUAUGUGUUAUACAGAGCAGGGCUGAAGGAAUGAUUUUCCUUCAAUGAAGAAAUGAAUCAGAGGGGCGUCUUUUGGUACAAUCUGUUAUAGGCAUUUAUCUUAACAAUCUAAUUACAAGUGUAUAUCGUUUCUCCCCAGUGCAGUUAAGAGUGGGAUUUUGAGGCAGGAUGAUUUUUAACCCUUCAGAGGGAAUGGUUUUCAGUUUGACAUAUCAUAGCCUCCAUACCCCACCUCUUCUCAGGGUUCUGAAGAUCACGACCUGGCUAGCAUGUGUGGAAACGUGUCAAGAAGGGCUGUUUGUUAUUAAAAGUGCAAAGAAGCCAGUAGAAAAAGUAGAACACUUAAAGAAAAAAAACAGACAAACUGUCUUUUUGGUUUGUAAAUCUCUUUAAAGGAAACAAUGAAUCCAUGAUUUUAUCUAAGCACUGCCUUCCCUCCCAAAUGCCAUAGGUCAAAGAUUUCAAUAUAGGGGAAGAAUAGUGGGUAAGAAGGGAAGAGGGAGCUCCUGUUUAGCCUGCUUAGUACUAAGCUAGUGUGAUUAUUUUAGUGCCAGGAGGACCUGAAAAAUGCUGUGAGGAUGGGGUGUCACAAUGACGGGGUGAAGAGAUUAGGAUAGGCAAGAAGUGAGUCCUGCCAUUCGCACCGUCGUGCACAUCACCCCCCACAUGAUGCUGGACGGACGCAGUGCGGCCCAUCCACCCCGUCCAGGAGAGGUUAGUGCCUCAAGUAACCAACCUGACUUCUCCCAUCACCACCUCUGUCCAGAAACAGAGAAGGGGGAAUGAGAUGGUCCAGGCAACAGAAAAGAGAUUCACAUAAGCAGAAACCAAAUGAUCUUUUCUUUUUUUUUUUUUCUUUAAGAUUUUAUUUAUUUAUUUGACAGAGAGAGAGACAGCGGGAGC